Fusarium redolens is the source of this 1444-nucleotide messenger RNA. RefSeq lists its product as uncharacterized. The transcript is spliced from 3 exons. NCBI's taxonomy places the organism in Eukaryota, Fungi, Ascomycota, Sordariomycetes, Hypocreales, Nectriaceae. The record is from RefSeq and is a predicted model, not a curated record. The coding region runs from base 245 to 1123 and encodes 292 amino acids.
AGCAAAGCAUAUCCCAGCCCAAUUGCCGAUAUGUAGGCACAGAUUUGAGGCGGAUUCGAGAACAUCUCAGGGUUAUACAUAAUUGGGACUUGGAACUCAAGGGGGACGUCGCUCAGCUACUACAGCAGAGGACGAAAGGAGCAACAGUCCGUGGAGGACAGGAGUCUAUUAUCAACGAUUGUUCUUGAGGGGACUAGGAAGUGAGCUAUUCGAGGUAGCAAGAGGGCUGAGUCUCGAACAAUCAAUGGUUCAAGACAAUGAGUCACAAGCCAGACUUCAGCAAGCCAUCCAUGCAUUCCAGAGCAAGGGCAAAGAUAUUCGAAGACGAGAGGCAGGACGUAUUGACAUAGAGGACGACUUCACUGCGCCAAACCCUGGGAAAAAGGACUUCUUGAGGGAUUUGAUCGCUAUGGAAUACGAAGUCGACCCGAACGAUCCAGACAAGUCGGACGAUGCUCAACUACGGUUCGUACAUAUCGCAUUCGAUCGGCUGAUCAACCACGCCAAGGCUGUUCUUACUCCAAAUGUUAUAUCUUGGAACGCUUUAUUCGAAAGAAGGUAUACACUUGUGGUCAAGCAGCUAUUUGCUUACAUCGUGCGAUGCAUGUCUUUUAAGGACAAGGCGGAUCGACCACCAUUCAAAAUCAGCAUAAAGCAGCAGAAGGCUUAUGAUGUCAUGAUGGAUCAAGCAGAUGGCUUGACUGAUGCUUGGAAAGAAUAUGAGGGUGACCCAGAAGCGCCCGAGAUUGUCAGACUUCUUGAUCUACUGGAGACUGCCGUUCUGGAGCUAUAUAUCUCUGUUCUUGACCAUUUCACGAAGGACACGGAGUACGAUAGCGUUCUUGUCAGCUUCUUGACCGUUCUCAGUGUGCGAGCAGAUGGUACUUGGGAGGGCUAUUCAGGUUUCACGCCAAAGCUUUCUGCCAUUAUGGCAAUCUCUCGUCUAUGCAUUAUUAAAUACGCUGUGGAUCAACGAGCCAAAGUUAUCAAGCAAAAGAUGCAGCAGGGUCAAAGUCAAGAAGAAGCAGAGAGGAAUAGCCCGAGCUAUUUUGCACUGAUAUCCGAGAUGACUCGUCGGUUUAUGGUAGGCGGGGGAGAGGGCUGGGAAACGACACCGACGUAGUUUAUUAUCCGGCUCCGAAAUUUCGGCAUGGCUGCACAAAACAACACGGCAGUACAUGGUUCAGUAAGCUGGGACAAGGGCAGAGAGGAGCUUAUCUACAAGGGUAUUCGUCUCAGCGUUCUCGAUAUACAGGCGAUGAUGAGACUAGCGGUCCAACAGUUGGAGACUAUUCUCUACAAGGAUUUAUUAUUGUUCACCGAGUUCUCAGAGUAGUCUUCGGCCGAACUUGGACUGCCCAAAAUCCCAUGGGACCAGCUUCUGGAUAAUGCGGCUGACGAAACGAUCUGGCAUUCGUUCAUUGAUAAAUUAUUCCAACGCGAC